Messenger RNA from Tribolium madens (black flour beetle), 1084 nucleotides. It is a transcript of the gene Mob4, whose product is annotated as MOB kinase activator-like 4. NCBI's taxonomy places the organism in Eukaryota, Metazoa, Arthropoda, Insecta, Coleoptera, Tenebrionidae. The coding region runs from base 102 to 770 and encodes 222 amino acids. Gene Ontology annotation, cellular component: cytoplasm. The record is from RefSeq and is a predicted model, not a curated record. The transcript is spliced from 2 exons.
UAGUGUUACAAGAGAUGACUACAGGUCGAACAAUGACAAAAACAGCGCUACUUUUCUCUCUCUAAAGAGGUUGGUGGUUCGAUGGUGCUUGGUGGUCAAAGAUGAAGAUGGCUGAUGGUUCUGUAAUUUGGCGACGAAACCGCCCCGGCACCAAAGCCAAGGACUUCUGUCGAUGGCCUGACGAGCCCUUCGAGGAGAUGGACAGCACCCUCGCCGUCCAGCAGUACAUCCAGCAGCUGAUCAGAAACAAUCCUGCCAACAUCGACCUCAUCCUCAAAAUGCCCGACAACCAGGACGAGGGGGUGUGGAAGUACGAACACUUGCGGCAGUUCUGCAUGGAGCUGAACGGGCUGGCCGUGCGGCUGCAGGGGGAGUGCCACCCCGAGACCUGCACGCAGAUGACGGCCACUGAGCAGUGGAUUUUCCUGUGCGCGGCGCACAAGACGCCCAAGGAGUGCCCCGCCAUUGACUACACGAGACACACGCUCGACGGGGCCGCUUGUCUCCUCAACAGCAACAAGUAUUUUCCGAGCAGAGUCAGUAUUAAGGAGUCGUCGGUGGCCAAGUUGGGGUCGGUCUGUCGGAGGGUCUACCGGAUUUUCUCGCACGCGUAUUUUCACCACAGGUCGAUUUUCGACGAGUUCGAAAACGAAACGUUUCUGUGCAAACGAUUCACGCAAUUCGUCACCAAGUAUAAUCUCAUGUCGAAAGAUAAUCUCAUUGUUCCGAUCCUCGAAGAUGAAAACACACCAGGCGAAUCCGAGGCGUAAACUUUAACUAAAUUCAAUGUUUUUCCGACAUACCACCGUUGGUAUUAACGACUUGUUCAUACUGAACAGAUGGGCUUUUUUCGAUUCGGUUUACAUUACUUUUCAAGCAUCAACUGUAUUAUAAGACAUCUCAGAUUUUAUUUUUUCACCUACAUUUUUAUUUGUGGUGUUGUGCUCGAUAUGCUUUUUUAAGCAACUCACCAUUGAGUGGAAAUUUAUUUUGUUAAAUUGAUAUAAGUCAUGUAAUAUAUUUAUUUUCAAUUAGAAGCUGUCUAGGGAUAGAAAAUAUGACAAAUAAAUAACUAUACUAGGAA